AUGUCAAAUCACAAUUAUCUACGAUUAUUCCAUGCUUCUGAAGACUAUCAAGAUUUUGGCAGCCGUUUGAAGACUAAAAUGGAAACCUUGAAGCUACGUGUAUUUUCUCCUGAGUGCGGAUGGGACUUGUCCAAUGUUGCAAGCUCAGUUAAACAGAGAGAGUUUGAUCAGAGCCUUAAAAGACUCGUUGUUUGUUGUCAAAACUGUAGCCGCAUGGAACUCAAGCUGAGAGUAGUCAGUCUCAGCAAUAAUCGAAAAUCCUGCGCCAUCAUAGAACAUGAAGGGUAA
Molecule: messenger RNA, 288 nt
Organism: Sclerotinia sclerotiorum 1980 UF-70
Lineage: Eukaryota; Fungi; Ascomycota; Leotiomycetes; Helotiales; Sclerotiniaceae
Exons: 2
Coding region: 1-288 (95 amino acids)
Source: RefSeq, a predicted model, not a curated record